UAUCGGCCAUUGCGAAAAACGCACCAAAUGACGCAACUUCUUCAAGGUUUCAAAACACUUUCAUUUUGUUCGUUUGCUCUUAAACCGGUUUUUAUUAUUUUGUAAAAUUGUAAACACUUUAAAAUGCACUAUUUAUUCGUUUUGGGCCUAGUUUUUGCCCCAGUUUUGCCAAAAUCGUUGCCUACAAAUAUUCGCAGAUGUAGUAAGUCCGACCCAAAUUUUAAUAAAUGUUUGCAAGAAAGUGCCCAAGAUGCCACUCUUAAACUGGCCCAAGGCAACAAGGAUUUGGGGGUUGUGCCUUUGGAGCCGUUUUUUAUCAAAAAAGUUGAUUUAGGGAAUAAUACAGCGGGGGCUGUUACUGUGCACCAGGUGUACGAAAAUUUGAACAUUUACGGAAUGACUAAUGGGACCAUUACUUAUUCGGAGGCUAAUUUUACGGGAAAUAAUUGUUACUGGAAUUAUAAAGUUCGAGGGACUUUGAUUAGAAUGGUCUCUGAUUAUACAAUGACGGGCCAGUUGUUGAUUUUUCCCAUCAAUGGACACGGAAAAUGCACCAAUUACUUAUACGAUUAUGACGGUGAUUACGAGGCGAAAUGCGAGCGCUACAACAAGAAAAAUAAAACUUAUCUAAGAGUGACCGAUUUUAAGUUCGGUUUCAAGCCAAAGAGAAUUGUUUUCGAUUUUGAGAAUAUCAUAGAUGGGAAUGAGCAAUUAAGCAAGGAAGUGGUUAAGACACUUAAUGAAAAUUCGGAAACGGUUUAUGCCGAUGUGGGGCCGGCUUUUAACCAAGUCAUGGGAAUGGUUUGGAAGCAAACGCUGAAUCAAGUGUUUCUGAGAGUGCCAGAAGAUGAACUUUUCUUACCUUGAAACCAUAAAAAUUGUGUUUAUGUAUGGUGUUGUAAAAUUUGCGUAAUUGAAUAAAAAUGCGGUGGUUUA
This is a messenger RNA of Tribolium castaneum (red flour beetle), 936 nucleotides long. RefSeq names its product protein takeout. The transcript has 4 exons. The record is from RefSeq and is a predicted model, not a curated record. NCBI's taxonomy places the organism in Eukaryota, Metazoa, Arthropoda, Insecta, Coleoptera, Tenebrionidae. The coding region runs from base 124 to 867 and encodes 247 amino acids.